Telopea speciosissima is the source of this 1157-nucleotide messenger RNA. RefSeq lists its product as uncharacterized. Gene Ontology annotation, cellular component: endoplasmic reticulum. The record is from RefSeq and is a predicted model, not a curated record. The transcript is spliced from 5 exons. The coding region runs from base 36 to 1121 and encodes 361 amino acids. NCBI's taxonomy places the organism in Eukaryota, Viridiplantae, Streptophyta, Magnoliopsida, Proteales, Proteaceae.
GAGAGAGCGAGAGAGAGAGAGAGAUUGAGAGAGUCAUGUCCUCGUUCGUUCAAUUGAAGAUCUUAAUCGUCUUCUUUUUCGUAUCUAUCCAUCUAGUAAUCGCCAGAAAUCGACAUAUAGUCAAUUUCCGAUCAUCAAAUCUCUUCCCAGAAGGCUUAACUUGGGAUCCCAAAGCCCAGCACUUCGUCGUAGGCUCGCUUCACGAUCGCUCCAUUAAAGCUGUCUCCGAUGCAGGCGUCGUUGAAACCCUAAUCACCGACCUCGACCUUCCCACCAACGUCUCCAUCCUCGGCCUCACCGUAGAUUCCUUCAACCGCCGUCUCCUCGUCGUCAUCCACGCUUUCGAUCCUCACCCACACUUCAACGCCCUCGCCGCCUACGACCUCCGUUCUCGCCAACGACUCUUCCUGGCUUUACUCACUGACCCUAACUCCUCUGACCGUCAAAUCGCUAACGACGUCACCGCCGAUUACCACGGCAAUGCUUACGUCACUAACGCCGCCGGCAACUUCAUCUGGAAAGUAAACGUCGACGGAGAACCGUCCAUCUUAUCAAGAUCUCGACUCUUCACUUCCCAACACGUCUACCGCGAUGAACCCUACCGUUUCUGCGGCCUCAACGGCAUUGCUUACGUCAACAACGGGUAUCUGCUGGUGGUACAGACGAACACCGGAAAGUUAUUCAAAGUCGAUCCCGACGACGGCACGACUCGGUUGGUGAAGAUAGGGAAGGAUUUGACGGCGGCGGAUGGGAUCGCCGUUCGAAAGGACGGCGUUCUGGUUGUUGUGUCGCAAUUCAGGGCUUGGUUUUUGAGGAGCAGGGAUGGUUGGGGAGAGGCUGUGGUAUAUGACGAAACUACCCUUGAUACUGAAAGGUUUCCCACUUCGGUUACUAUCAGAGAGGGGAAUAGGGCUUAUGUGGUAUAUGGGAAGGUGGAUAAGGGUAUGGCUGGAAAUGUGAAAAUGGAGGAGUUUAGUAUAGAAGAGAUAGAGUCGGCGAUGGAGAGCAAAGAGGAGGCUGUUUGGUUGUAUGUUUUGUUUGGGUUGGGUUUAGCUUUAUUCUCAUAUUGGAGGUUUCAGAUGGGUCGACUUGUUAAAGAUAUGAACAAGAAAACUGCUUGAAGGGAUCAAUAUCAUUUUUUAAUGGGUAAUAGAGGA